Molecule: messenger RNA, 1310 nt
Organism: Arvicola amphibius (Eurasian water vole)
Lineage: Eukaryota; Metazoa; Chordata; Mammalia; Rodentia; Cricetidae
Gene: Ypel4
Product: yippee like 4
Source: RefSeq, a predicted model, not a curated record
CCCCCCACACUUCUACCGUCCUGAAACACGGCUCUAGCCAACCUGCUCCGCUGCUUUACCUGCGACCGUCUCUGCGGGGGCUGCACGGCACCAGCCCCUCCAGCCCGCCAGGGCAUCGUCCUCCAGCCCGUCAUGCCCAGCUGUGACCCUGGCCCGGCCCCUGCCUGUCUACCCACCAAGACUUUCCGCAGCUACCUUCCCCGCUGCCACCGUACUUACAGUUGUGUCCACUGUCGAGCACAUCUGGCCAAACACGAUGAGCUUAUUUCCAAGUCCUUCCAAGGGAGCCACGGCCGGGCCUACCUGUUUAACUCCGUGGUCAACGUGGGUUGUGGGCCAGCUGAACAGCGCCUCCUGCUCACAGGACUCCACUCGGUAGCUGACAUUUUCUGCGGCUGCAGGACCACACUGGGCUGGAAAUAUGAACAAGCCUUUGAGACCAGCCAGAAAUACAAAGAAGGGAAGUACAUCAUUGAGAUGUCACACAUGGUGAAGGACAAACGGUUGGGAGCUGAGGGGCUCAGCAGGCCGGGACCCUCCUCCGCAUGCCCCCACCUUCCUCACACCAGCAAUGAGUACAUGCCCCACACCCUGGGGAAACCUGGCUCCAAACGACCACCGCCUCCCUCCCCCCCACCGCAAGCAGUACCAGGUCCCCUCGGAACAGGAGCCUGUGAUACCCAGGGGUAGUGAAGGCUCAGGGGCGGGUAGCAGUCAGAGAAAUAUGAAACCGGGGAGAGGAGAUGCUUGCAGCACUGAAAACAGUGAUGGCAGGGUGUGAACUCAGGCAGAUAGGUCUAGGAGUUAUCAAACUUUGAUCCGCCUUUUUUUGAAUAACCAGGACAAACCCCCUAGUGGUGGGGCUAGACCACAGAAUAGCAAAGACUUUGAUUGGAGUGAAAUUUUGGUGUCAGAUAUCAGGGCCCCAGAGUCUGAGGGUAGUUUACUCAACCCCAUUCUUGGUUUAAAAAAAAAAGACAAGAGAUGGGGGCAAUAGGAGGAAAAACCAAACCCUAGACCCUGGGAAAUCAGUUGCAGGGGGUUCCCAUUUCACUCCGCUGUUACCAUUGGCACUACAGAGGCACUUUUAAGUAUCUAAUCUUUGCCAUUGGGUGGGGUGGGGAAAGCUACAAGAACAGCCCCCACCCCCAGCUGGCUGUUGCCAGAGAGAGCAGUCUUUACUUACACGGGCAUUCCCCAAGGCUCAGCCACUGCUCCCUGGGACCCAGUCCCUUGGAGGCGGUGGAUUCUUCGGCGCUGCAGGACCAGUCUUUCCAGUGACUGCCACCAGCGAACGAAACUUUUGUAUG